This is a messenger RNA of Parathielavia appendiculata, 2380 nucleotides long. RefSeq lists its product as uncharacterized. Gene Ontology annotation, molecular function: ferric-chelate reductase activity. NCBI's taxonomy places the organism in Eukaryota, Fungi, Ascomycota, Sordariomycetes, Sordariales, Chaetomiaceae. The record is from RefSeq and is a predicted model, not a curated record. Gene Ontology annotation, cellular component: plasma membrane. The transcript has 2 exons. Bases 172 to 2265 code for a protein of 697 amino acids. Gene Ontology annotation, biological process: intracellular iron ion homeostasis; copper ion import; iron ion transport.
CGCCAAGAUGAAGGAUUCGGUCUCCGCUGUUAACUUAUCACAAGAUCUGAUUAGAUCCUUUCAGAUCAUGGCCGCCACAGUCCCUCCACCAUCCCCCUCCUUUCGUUUGCCGUCCAGCCCGCCACCGCCGCUCACCUGGGCGUCAGCAGCACUUACCCUUUUUCUUCCGCAAUGGAUAGCAGGCAAGUAUGCCUGCGAAUGCAGAAUUGUCUGCGGACCGCAUUGCCGGGUAUGCUGCGCGCUCUUUGCCCAACUAAGCCAGCCGGUCUCAGCGGUCUGGCCGCCCGGAGCGAGGAUGGCGACUAUGACUGGAUGAAUGACCCGGAAAAGGUGGAGUACGUUCAGCAGCUGCUUGACGCGCUCUACGAAGCCCGCACGAUCGUCAACUGCUACAAUGUCGCCACUCUUCUGGUUCUCAUAGUGUUGGCGCUGCGGCGCUGGCGGGCGACGAAGAAAGACAAGGAGAAGUGUCGACGGUUGACCCAGCAACGAGGCCAAGGUGCGGUUGCAUCCUCAUCAAGCAGCACAGUCGCGGGCAUCGUUACACCGCCCGAUGCGAAGGACGUCGAUGUCGAGAGCGUUCCUUUGCUGGCGGGACGCAGAGCAACAACAACAAGACCCAGAACGAGAAACAGUAUCAGUAUUAGCAGGACGGUCAGGUCCUGGCUCGCGAGGCAACCAUGCCCGAUCCCUGUAAUCAAUCGGACCCUCCCUUCCAACGGAACGUCGCUCUUCAUCCUCGCCUGGCUGGCCCUCAACAUCUUGCUCCAUUUCUUCCGCCUCCCGACGCAGUCAGACUUCUUCUUCAUCUUUGCCGACCGCACAGGCUGCGUCUUCAUCGUCAAUUUACCCCUUUUAUACCUGCUCGGGGCCAAGAACCAGCCACUCCGGGCUCUCACUGGUUACUCCUACGAAGCUCUCAACAUCUUCCACCGCCGCGUCGGAGAGCUUAUGUGCUUCGAGGCUGCCCUCCACUUCGUCAGCAUGCUCCUCUGGCAGUUCUUCCUCGCGCGGGAAUGGCUCGUCGAGUCACGCUCCGCAUACGUUUACUUCACUCAUCCCAUGAUCCUCUGUGGCAUCGGCGCUUUGGUGGCUUAUGAAACCCUCUACUUCACUUCCAUCGCCAGCUUCCGCCAGCGGUGGUACGAGAUCUUCCUUGCGACGCACGUCUUCCUCCAAACGGCCGCCCUAAUCUUCCUCUGGUUCCAUUACGAAACCAGUCAGCCUUAUGUUGCCCUCUCACUGCUCAUCUUCCUCGGCGAUCGUCUCAUCUGGCGCCUGACCCUCAAACGAACAGAACUGCAAGCAGACAUCUACAUGCUCGACGAAGACACCUACCUCCUUUCGGCAGACUGGGACAUCCCACGCCCACCACUACCGCAGACCAAUACCACCCCAUGGCCCACUUUCUUCCGCCGCCAGUCGGUACUCUACGGGUGGCAUCCAACAGACCACGUAUUCCUGAGCGUGCCCGCCCUGGGCUGGAGCCACGCGCUGCAAGCGCACCCCUUCACCAUCGCGUCCGCAGCGCCGGGCAGGCCGCACGAGGAAGACGAACUGGAACCAGCCCAACCUGAACCUGGUCCGUCGUAUCCAUCAUCGGCCGGGUCGGGAGGGCCGAGACACGCCUGGCUGACGCUGCUGAUCCGCGCCCACGACGGCUUCACGCGCGAGCUCCUCCGCCACGCGCAGAUGCACAUGAUGCAUUCCCCUUCGCGGGGGCACCGGCUGUCUGUCAGGCUGGACGGGCCAUACGGCUCGCCACACGCGCUGGACAUGCUGCGGGCGUCGGGGUGUGCGGUGCUCGUUGCUGGCGGGAGCGGCAUCGCGGUGGCAUUUCCGCUUGUUUGGGCGCUUCUUCAUGAACAUGGUGUUUUUGGAGAGGAGGAAGAAGAAUUGGGAGAUGGGGGUACGGAGGAUGGAAAGGUCGUCUCGACCAAAGGAAGGGAGAUGAUCAGGAGGGUGCACCUGCUCUGGGUGACGCACUCACGCGAGCAUCGGGAGUGGGUGCCCGAGUCGCAGCUGGAGGAGCUUGUGGAGCGCGGGAUGGACCUGGUCGUCCCGGAGCCAACUGCUGAGGCUGGGAGGCCGGAUGUCACGCGGUUGGUAGACGGCUGGAUUGAGCGUGCCGCGGCGGAAGGGAGGGAGGUAGGUGUUGUGGUGUCCGGGCCGGAUGGACUGAAUAGAGCGGUCCGGAAUGUUGGCGCAGACGCGAUUGGGAGGGGAAGGGAGGUAAGGGUGGCGGUGGAGAAGUUUGGCUGGUGAUUCAAGCGGUGGUAGAUGGCAUGGAACGGGAACAGAACCGGAUUGCAUGACUGCAUUUGGAUAUUAAUAUCACAGACCUAUCACGAUAGAGGAGCAUGGUAUAGCGCCACUGAAG